CACUCUGCCUUCUGACCAUCCAGGACCUUGUUCUCCACAGGAUGGGUCCGUUCCUGCCCCUGGCGCUCUGCGCCCUGGCCGCUUGCUGUGGGGCGAGGUCCCCACCUCUGAUGCCACUGAAGCCCCCGCUUCUCUUACGGGGCUGCAAUGACUCCGACGUGCUGGCCAUGGCAGACUUUGCCCUACAAGGCAUCAACAAGGACCGGAAGGAUGGCUACGUGCUCAGCCUGAACCGAGUCAGCAACGUCCAGGAAUACAGAGAGGCGGAGAGACCGGGAUCCCUGUAUUAUCUCACUCUGGAUGUUGUGGAUACUUACUGCCACGUACUCAGCAAGAAGUCAUGGAAGGACUGUAACGUGAGGCACCUGCAUGACAGGGAGUAUGGUCAAUGCAAAGCCAUGUUUUAUGUUAAUCGGCCAAGAAGGGUUCUCCAUUUAUUGGCCUAUAACUGUACAAUUCGCCCAGUUAAUGGAAGAAAGAUUCACAGCAUGUGCCCUGAUUGCCCGAAACCCACCUCCAUUGAUGUGGCUGAUGUGUCCAAUCAGCACGUUCUGGAAGCUGCCUCUGAGUCUCUUGGAAAAUACAACAGUGAGAGCCCAUCGAAGCAGUUUUCUCUUGUCAAAAUUACCAGGGCUUCCAGCCAGUGGGUGUUUGGCCCUGCUUACUUUGUGGAAUAUUUGAUUGCAGAGUCACCAUGUCUCAAAUCUCAGGUGUGCGUACUUUCAAUCCCUGCCUCUCUGCCGGUUGCUCUUUGUAAAGGUUCUCUGAGUCGAAGACACAUUGAAAAGUUUGUCUCAGUGGAAUGUGACUUCUUUAAACCAGAGACUCCUGCCCCUGGAGAAGUAAGUGUUGCUGUUAAUGCGGAGCCUACAGACCGCCCCAAAGUGGACGCCCUCCAGAAGAAAGACACCACCCUCACCGACUCACCCCCAGAGGCGGAGCCAAAAGGAUCAGUCCAAUACCUCCCCAAAUUGGAUGAGGAGAAGCCUGAACAGUCCCAAGAACAGGGUCCUCAUGAGGCCUUCCCCGUGCAGCUGGACCUGACCACCAACCCCCUGGGCGAAGACGUGGAUAUCUCCUUCCUCUUCAUGGGGCCCGUGGAGGAGAAGCUGCAUGUCCUGCCUUUCCCCAAAGGACACCAUAAUAAUUGCCCAGGGCCAGCCCAAGACCCCGACCCCCUCACCCUCCCCCCAUGAGCACACUUGGAGGACUCUUGAGAGGAGGGCUGCCCUGCAAGAGAGGAGAGGUGGUGGGGAAGGAACAGACAGAUGGAGAGUUCACACACUGAAAGUGGGCAAAUAAAAAUUGUCUUUUCAUUCA
Molecule: messenger RNA, 1320 nt
Organism: Echinops telfairi (small Madagascar hedgehog)
Lineage: Eukaryota; Metazoa; Chordata; Mammalia; Afrosoricida; Tenrecidae
Gene: FETUB
Product: fetuin B
Exons: 7
Coding region: 42-1196 (384 amino acids)
Biological process (GO): binding of sperm to zona pellucida; negative regulation of endopeptidase activity
Cellular component (GO): extracellular region
Molecular function (GO): cysteine-type endopeptidase inhibitor activity; metalloendopeptidase inhibitor activity
Source: RefSeq, a predicted model, not a curated record